AUGCAGGUAGAAAUACUUAUUCAACUCACUUCCGGCACCGCCAUCACUGGCCGAUCCAACUUCGGAGUCGAGACAUUCAACGGUAUACCAUAUGCUGAUCCGCCAACUGGUUCGCUGCGCCUUCGGCCGCCACAGAAGCUGUCUCGCAUCUUGGAUAAAGUAGACGGCACAGGCAUAGCCGCUGCCUGCCCCCAGCUUCUUGUGUCGCCAGCAGAUAAGAAUAUAAUCAGCAACAUCGGCGGCCGUUCCUCAAAGAGUACCAAGCCCGGCGAAAAGCUUCCCGUACGCUUCUGGAUAUAUGGCGGCGGCUUCGUGCUCGGGAGCACCAACACAUUCGACGGCACACGGCUUGUGCGCGAGGGCGUGGCAAACAAGCAGCCUUUUACUUUUGUGGCUGUCAAUUACCGAGUCGGCGGCUUUGGUUUCAUGACUGGUUCCGACAUAUUAAAUGAGGGUAGCGCAAACGCCGGCCUUCUCGAUCAACGCAUGGGCCUGGAAUGGGUAGCUGACAACAUUAAUCAGUUCGGCGGUGGCCCGGACAAAGUCACCCUUCGGGGAGAAUCCGCCGGGUCCAUGUCAGUCUUCUACCAAAUGGCCCUCUACGGCGGCAACGCAACGUACAAGGGCAAACCGCUAUUCCGAGGCGGCAUCAUGAACCCGGGAACAGCUCUUUCCGCCGAACCCAUUGGCGGGCCCAAGGGACAAGCUACGUAUAAAUAG
This is a messenger RNA of Metarhizium acridum CQMa 102, 720 nucleotides long. RefSeq lists its product as uncharacterized. The record is from RefSeq and is a predicted model, not a curated record. Lineage: Eukaryota; Fungi; Ascomycota; Sordariomycetes; Hypocreales; Clavicipitaceae.